GUUUACUCCCCGGAAAUGACCCAUCAUCAUCCUCUUCGGUCUCCCCCGCAUCCUCCCUCCUCCUCCUCCCAACCCCAACCCCAACACCAACCCUACACCUACCUCCACCUCCUCGUCUCCCCCUUCCCCUUCCCCUCCCCCAUGGGGGAGCAAACCCUAACCCUAACCCAAACCCCAACCCCCCACCCCUCCUCCUCCGCCCCCAAUCCCCCGUCCCCUUCCCGCAAGGAUCCCUCCGAUCCCACCCCGGCUUCCUCCGCCGCCCCCACCGCGAAGAUCCCCUUCCGCCCGAGGAAGAUCCGCAAGGUCUCCGGCGAAUCCGACGGCGAUCCGAGCUCCUCGUCGUCGUCUGCCAGGGCGGCGCUCCGCGCGGCGGCGCGGCCCCUCUCUGCCGACGGGGAGGUGGCGGCGGCGAUCCGGCACCUCCGCGCGGCGGACCCGCUCCUCGCCCCCGUGAUCGACGUCCACGAACCCCCGAUCUUCGAGCGGUUCCACCCCCCCUUCCACUGCCUCGUCCGCAGCAUCCUCUACCAGCAGCUCGCCUACAAGGCCGCCGCCUCCAUCUACGCCCGCUUCCUCUCCCUCUGCGGCGGCGAGGCCGGCGUGCUCCCAGACGCCGUCCUCGCCCUCACCCCGCACCAGCUCCGCCAGAUCGGCAUCUCCGCCCGCAAGGCCAGCUACCUCCACGACCUCGCCCGCAAGUACCACUCCGGCAUCCUCUCCGACGCCGCCAUCGUCGCCAUGGACGACAAGUCCCUCUUCUCCAUGCUCACCAUGGUCAACGGCAUCGGCGCAUGGUCCGUCCACAUGUUCAUGAUCUUCUCCCUCCACCGCCCCGACGUCCUCCCCGUCGGCGACCUCGGCGUGCGCAAGGGCGUGCAGAUCCUCUACGGGCUCAACGAGGUGCCGCGCCCCUCGCAGAUGGAGCAGUACUGCGACAAGUGGCGGCCCUACCGCUCCGUCGGCGCCUGGUACAUGUGGCGCCUCGUCGAUAAUAAGGGCCCCCCGAAUUUACUCCCGCCCACCGGUGGAGUGCUCGCCAUUGCCGGAUCCGGAGACGGACUCGGAGCGAUCGGGCCGCAGCAGCAGCACCAGCAACAGCAGCAGCACCAACAUGCGCAGCUUAUUGAUCCUAUUCAGAUGCUUCCCACUCUCAGGUGAAGGCUUGUACUAUUUAAUUAGUUAUUUUUCCUGUGAGUGAUGCUUUGUUGAGAUGGUCUUGAUUAUUCAAUAGUUUGUCUGCGAAUUGGCUGAACUGCUGUCCUGUUUCCUCUUCGUCAUGUGUCAUUAUUUAAAUGCGAGAUUGUAAUGCUUAUGAACUGGCGAAAUGAAUGGUAUAGUGGUGUUUCGUCAAUUGUUGCUAUCAUGCACAGCUAGACCAGUUGUUCUCUUGGGAAUUUUUAUGGAACUAUGGUCUUCAUAAAACAUUGCUAUGGGUAAAUGAAAACUAUUGAUCAACAAUCUUGCAACAA
Molecule: messenger RNA, 1472 nt
Organism: Ananas comosus (pineapple)
Lineage: Eukaryota; Viridiplantae; Streptophyta; Magnoliopsida; Poales; Bromeliaceae
Product: probable DNA-3-methyladenine glycosylase 2
Exons: 1
Coding region: 16-1161 (381 amino acids)
Biological process (GO): base-excision repair; DNA alkylation repair; base-excision repair, AP site formation
Cellular component (GO): nucleus; protein-DNA complex
Molecular function (GO): DNA-3-methyladenine glycosylase activity; alkylated DNA binding; DNA-7-methylguanine glycosylase activity
Source: RefSeq, a predicted model, not a curated record